Molecule: messenger RNA, 8639 nt
Organism: Pelobates fuscus (common spadefoot toad)
Lineage: Eukaryota; Metazoa; Chordata; Amphibia; Anura; Pelobatidae
Gene: HELZ2
Product: helicase with zinc finger 2
Exons: 20
Coding region: 106-8424 (2772 amino acids)
Molecular function (GO): RNA nuclease activity; 5'-3' DNA helicase activity; RNA binding
Source: RefSeq, a predicted model, not a curated record
CUCACACAGAGACUGACAGACAGAGAGAUUCACACAGAGACAAUUCUGAACAGGCUACAAUUACUAAACAGGGGAGAAUCCCGACCUCAACCUUCAGGACCAGUGAUGGGACAGUUCUCUGGUCCAGAGAUUGCUAAUUUGUCCCAGCUUCAGGAGAAGGUAGAGCUUCGAUUGGCUUGUGAGAUCUGCAGUAAAAGGGAAAAUGAAAUCACUUUCGUUCUGCGACUCUUCGAGCACAGCUGUAAAUGCCAAGUACUGAUUGCCAGGCUAAGGAAUGGGCAGAAUGGGGGGCACUGGCACGAGGUUAGAGUCCGUCCUACUUUUCCAGUGCCAGCCCGCUACGCAGUUUGUUGGCACUACCAACCAAACAAAGGAUGUAUCAAGCAUUCUCAAAAUUGUACAUUUGCCUGGAGUGAAGAGGAAAUUGAAGUUUGGGCCUUUGAGAAAACAUGUAAUCUAGACAGAAACCAGCUUCAAGGUAUGUUGAUGCCCACCCCCUACACUGGUGCUGCGCCUGCUAAAGAUUUGAAUGGCAUCUUGGAAAAGUUCGGAGGGCAUUUUCAGGAAGUGUGUGAGCAAUGUUUUUACCAAAGCCCUCAGAAGAUCACCAACUACCGGCAUUGCCAGACUCACCCUCGCGGCAUACCUCUUCUUGCACAUAUUGUGACUGGUGAAAGCAGGACAAUAUGUCACGCAGUCCACCCAUUGCCCCGUCAGCAAGCCAUUCACCUGUGCCACCAAUCAUCACGUGGAAUCCUGUGCCGAGUGGAAGGUGGGCAUUGCCCGCAUGCUCACAGCGAGGUAGAGCUAGCGGUAUGGAAGGCGGAGAGAGAUGAUGGGCUCAGUCGUGGGAAUAUUGUGCAGCAAUUGGAGCAAAACGAGGGUUUUUAUUGUCGCUUGUGCCUUGUCACUGCCCCGACACAGGAAAGCUUUGAAAUGCAUUGCUCUACGCCGGAACACAGGCGUAUGAUGGAAGAUGACACUCUGACCAUGUGGAAUCAUCGCAAACCACCUACUGACAUUAACGACUUCACCCUCUGUGAAAGUCCGUUGUCCUGUGUUUUUGGGAACGGCUGUCCUAAAGCCCACAGCAAGGAGGAGCUGGAGGAAUGGAUGCUGAGAAUGAAGGUCAGCAAGAGGAACAAGCAAGUGGUGGAGGUGGAGGGACUGCAGUCUUACCAAAAUCGACUGAUCGAGGAAUACCGGCUGGACGAUGAGACACUGUCAGAAGAUGUUGAAGGGGCUAGAAUUUCCUGUGACCGAUCCCUAGACCUCCACAUCCCCGAAAAACCAGUAACAACAACGUGGACAUUUACUGUACAUUCAAAGAUGUCUCUCGUGCAUGUGGCUCUGUUGAAGAGAGAUCCCGGAGUUUCCUUCUCGUUGUUGGCACCUGAUCUCCCGGAAUCUUGUCAUUAUGCACAGGGUUGCAGCUUCCAAGUUGAGGCACCUCGGCUCCAGUAUACCAUCAAAGUGCUUGCAGAGGGAACAGUAUUUGGGCUUUUUGAACAGUGGUUGGUUUUAGACUUUGGAGAGCGUCCAGCUUUAGUGAAGAAGAUCUUCAUGAAGAUUGGGGGCCAUGAUAUAGCACCGGUUUCCCAAAACAAUGCCUCUCGUCAAGAGAUCGAUUCACUUCCAACCACUGAACGGUGGUAUGCGGACACAAAGCUGUGUGUCCCGUGCAAGGAGAGGACACAGGAGGAGAAAAUUCUCAUGGACCUUUAUAAACCACCAAAGAUACUAAAUCAACAGCACAUGUCAACAAACAAAAACUCACUCACAACUGAAAACUACAGAAGAUAUAUUCAUGAUUGGCUACUCCAGGAAGAGGCAGCUAGGGAACAAGUGAUAAGCCGGCUGAACAUGAAGGUCCCUGUAUCUCUAAGUAAGAUGGUGACAACCUUGCAGGGCAUGUGGUUUCCUCACAUUGGUGGGCUGUGUGCAGAAGUUCUUCUACCGAAGGGCAUGACAAAAGACACAGAAGAAGGAUACUUACUCAGUAGGUCUGUGAACACAGCUCUACUGGCCCCUUGCCCACAGCAAGAUGAUAAGGUGUAUGAAGUGCUUGUAGUUAACAGUGUUGAUCUGGAGAGCAGCAUUUUGCUUGAGAUACCAGAGCGUUGCUGUCGAGAGUUGGCCAUUGAGGAAAGAACAUCCCCCUUGAUGGAGAUCCAAUUCCAGAUGGAUCGGUGGAAUUUCUGCUUGUACCACAAGGCGGUGGACCUGCUGCAGGAUGAGAAGCUUGUGCUACCAGAACUGGCCAACUGUUCGCUUCCCACAUUCAAGGGUUCACUGUCAUGGGGAAACUCUAAACAACAAAUGGCUGCAUCUUAUAUCAUAGGAUCUGUGCCAGAAGGAAAGCUGGUGGCUCCUCUUCUUAUCUACGGACCCUUUGGAACUGGGAAAACCUAUACAAUGGCCAAGUCAGCUUUGGAGGUAAUCAAGCAAGACAACACCCGAGUGCUGAUCUGUACUCAUAACAACAGUGUUGCAGAUCUUUACAUUCGAGAACAUUUCCAUCCUCAUGUGAUGUCAGGUCAUUCAGACGCCAUCCCUCUCAGAGUGAAGUAUAAGCUAAGCAACAUAAGGAGGACUGAUCCUAUCACAUUGCAGUACUGUGCUUUGACAGAAGAUGGUUUAUCUUUUAUCUCACCCCAUCGAAAAGACCUAGAUCAACAUCGUAUCAUCGUGGUGACUGCUGAAACCUCCCGUGACCUAGAGGUGCCCCGUGGAUACUUCAGCCACAUAUUUCUAGACGAGGCGGCUCAGAUGCUGGAGAGUGAGGCUCUAAUUCCCUUAGCACUGGCCAAUAACUGGACCCGCAUCAUCAUGGCUGGAGAUCAUAUGCAGGAAUCUCCAAGACUUUUUUCCCAAAAACACACCGACUGCCAUGAACAGCAUGACCUGCUCACACGUCUCUUCUCCUUUUACCAGAGACAAGAUUGUCCUGCAGCAAAAGGUGCACGUAUUGUCUUCCACCAAAACUAUCGUUCUGUUCCUGAGAUCAUCUCCUUUAUUUCCCGAUGCUUUUAUGUUGGCCGAGGUGAUUCUAUAGAUGCCUGUGCUAAUGAUACAGAAGCUCCUCCUGCAGGUCAAUUUACCUUUGGCCUUUGCCAUGUACAUGGACCUUGCAAACGAGAAGGAAGCUCCUGGGUGAAUGAGUCUGAGUCAUUGCAGGUUUUGGAAGUAGUCCGAAAGGUACUUGAACAGUGGCCGAAAAGCUGGGGACCUGUCAGGGCAAGCAAUAUCUGCGUAGUGUCCCAAGGAAGUCAGGUGCAACUAAUACGUCAGGAGCUGCGCAAAAUAAACUGCCGUGACAUCACAGUGACAACUUAUAGCAACAUCAUAGGGUGUGAAUACCAAGUCAUUAUCUUGAGCACAGUCCGUUCUGUAGAAAGUCUUCCACCUACCUCCCAAGUUUCAUCCAACUUCAGUCUCGAAGUCUUCUGUGACCCAAGAAUUCUUAAUACUAUUCUUACACGUGCACGUUCUCAGAUUAUUGUGGUGGGAGACAUGGUGGCCCUGUGCUCUUUUGGUGGAUGUAGCCGUAUCUGGAGGCGUUAUGUCCGGGAGUGUGUGGAAAGGGGUAGUACCUCACCAUCAACACUUAGUAUGGAGGAAAUAAAACAGGCAGUGUCCAACCUGCAAGCCUGGAAUCAACAGCCAGAAAACCUAGAGGAGGUGGAUGACAGUGACUCCUGGAUUUCUGACCUAGACAUUAAUUCAGAAGAUCAGAUACUGCAAGAACUGUUGGAGAGCAAAACAGAAACAGUUGUGACCGUGUCUGAAGAAGGAAUUCUGGAAGUCAGUUCAGGAGAAUGUACUGAAAGUAAAAGCGAGAAGUACACAAAUUUCUCUACACAUAUGUUAGAGCAAUAUUUGCUCACUGAACCUAACAAGUACAAAAAAUGUCAUUUUGUUAAGGAAACAUUUGAAUCUGGCCAUGCACUCACCGUAAAUGAAUGUCCCCAGAGACUAAUAAAAAUUAAAGGCCGAAUGAACUGUGGCAUGGCAUUUUCUGGGGACCAAGUUGUUGUCCAACUAUCAGGUUCCAGCACCCAUGAAGGGAAGGUGGUAGGAGUGAUGAAAGCUAAAGAAAAGGGCCGACGUUUUGUCUGUUUUAUGGAUCAACACGAUAAGUGCACCAUGAUUCCUAUUGACAGGUCAGUCACUAAGAUCUUUUGCCAUGCGUUUAAAGAGAAGCCAGGUUACAUACCUAUCCGUAGCCUUAUAAAUGGAAAGGGCAAGACUCAUGGAUUUGUAAAACUGACACAGGAGAUGAAGCAGAAUAGUCUUUUCCUGGUGCAGGUAGUCAAGUGGGAUCAAGGUUUCUACUAUCCAGUGGGUUUUGUAAAUCGCAUCCUCCAAAAAAUACAAACUGUGGAGAUGGGUCUUGAGAUGCUUGAUCUGAAUUGUGGCCUGGAGCAUACUGGUAAAUACCCAAAAUUGGCAUCCUUGGAAGCUACGAAAUUGCCUUCGCAAAUACCCCUUACAGAAGGGCGCCAGGAUUGUCGAAAUCUUAUCACCUUCACAAUUGAUCCAACAAAUGCCAAGGAUUUAGAUGACGCAGUCUCAGUUAAGGACCUGGAAGACUGCUAUGAGAUUGGUGUUCACAUCGCUGAUGUGGCCGCGGUUGUACUUCCAGGAAGUGAGCUAGACAAAGAGGCAAAGGCCCGAGGAGUCACCUAUUAUGACCAUAAACGUGAACCCAAACACAUGCUUCCACUGAAACUAAGUGCCGAUCUGUGCAGUUUGAAGUCACAGUGUGAUCGACGGGCACUAUCCCUUUUUGUCCAAGUGGAAAAGAACACUGACAAGAUGGUAAAAGGCUACUUCUGCCGGACACUUAUUCGAUCUGACCGUCAACUGACUUAUGAGGAAGCAAAUGAUAUUCUACGGAUCCAGCAGGGGCCCCCAUUGGUUUUUAACAGUGUAGAGGACUGUGUGAGGGUCGCCUAUCACUUUUCACAGGUUCAUUGUCGUUAUCGCUUGCAGGAAGCAGCUAUUUACAAGCAGCCUGAUGAAGGUCGUCGCCCUGGUGAUCGAAGUGCCCAAAGGAUGAUUGAAGAGCUUAUGAUUAUGUACAAUAAUUGGGUGGCAGAGUACCUGUGUGAACAGCAGUCGCUAAGUGACCUAGUACCUGUCAGAUGCCAGGAUCAGCCCAGUUUUGAAAAGCUUGAGAAUCUAAGAGACAAAUUAAAGCAACUUAUACCUCUAUCCACCUACCUCUCACAUCACCUACUGGAUAUUCCUGUUCAGGAACAUCCUUCCUCUGAAUUUGAACAUCCUUCCUCUGAACUGAAGGUACUUAUGCUAACUUCUGUGUGGAAAGAGCUACAAGAUGCAGCACAAAAAGAGGACUAUGUCAAAGUAAUUGAUCUCCUGUCUACAGAUGACUUGCACCCACAGCUGUGCAGUGCUGCUCGUGACUUUAGAAGAAGUCUAGGUGGUGCCCGUUUCCGAAGGUCCACUAUGCCUGGGUUUACUGGGCAUUACUCCCUGCAGCUAUGUUCUUACACCUGGGCCUCAUCUCCCAUCCGUCGCUACAUUGACAUUGUGUUGCAAAGACUCCUUCACAGCACCCUUACCAAAGUAAAAGCACAGAUGUCCCCUGAAGACAUAGAGAUGCUCUGCCAUGAAUUUGACAGACAAGUGCAGCAGGAAUCAGCCUAUGAGAAAAAAGCUUAUGCCCUUCAGUUGGCACUUUCAUUUUGCACUCAGGUUCAGCAGAAGACAGCAAUCGUGGUUUCAGCUGAACCCAAUCAAAAGGGGUUAAAGUUGGUUUUCCCGAUGAAUGGAGACUCUUUGUCCAGUCCAGUGGAAGUUGACUACAGCAUGCUUCAACCUGUCAUCCAACCUGAGGACAUUAACGGGGGAACGCGACUAUCCUGGCGUCGCAGAGUGUAUUCAUAUGAGUAUUUCAGAGUCUUGCCUUACAAGCAUAUCUCCCAAAGAGGCAUCAUCGAGUUCAGUAACACUGCCUGGUGUGAUGCUGUGAGUUUAAUGAGAAAGGGUUACCCAGAGCAGCUGCUUCCUAUCCUAAGAAAAGGAAUAGAAAUGCCAAACUCCAAGGACAUUGUGCAGCAAAGUAGUUGUGGUCACUACAUAGAACUGAGCAUUGAUCUGCACCCUGGAGAUCCCUUCCUUGUCCAGCUCUGCAGUACGCUGGAUCGUGGUUUACCAACUCCAAGCCCCCAGCUAUUCUCUCCAGCCUCUACCAUCCAGUUUUGCUUGGAGCAUACUCAUAAGCCAGUAGACUGCUUUGCCAAGCAGGCUCAAUGGGCACCUCGCCAGCAUUAUAAGAAUGCCACAGAGUACCAGCAGGUGUGGUACCCCCUCUGUGAGAUGGAAGCUGUGGUUUCUGCGGUAAGCGAGGGAGGGGGUGUGCUGCUCAGGGACGUACCGGUGAAAUGGAAAAACAAAAACACCAUUAAGGAAUCCGUGGGAUUGAAGGGAGUCUUCAAAGUCUCAAAAGACCUAAUCAAGGAGUGCGACCUUGACAUGGACUUCAAUCACUGUUACCUUUGCUUGCGGAUGGAGAAGCUGCGUGCCGCUGAUAGCCCAGGACUGCUCGAUUCCCAUACCUACACCUGGGUAGUACACGCACUGACAAAGGAACAAAACAAUGUCACAAAGGAGGAUGGAGGCAAAGUCGAAUUUCACAUCCAUCAAGCUACAAUGCAACGUGUCCCUCAAGAAGCGUUGGAGAGAACAGCCCUGUUCACCGUGGAGAUUAUCCCCAAACUGCUGCCUGAUAUACGAAAAAAGACAGCCAUACGUCUGCUGAAUUCUUCCUCUGAGCUUGCCAAGAAUAUUGCACUAGGACAAAGGGUCCCUGACAAAAAUAUUAACCUAAAGUUCAAAUCCCAGAUAUCUUUUGAUAUUUCUGAGAACCCUCGUAAACUGAAUACCAGCCAGACCAAGGCCGUGAAGGCUGCACUCACUCAGCCGUUCACGCUCAUCCAAGGACCACCAGGAACGGGAAAGACCAUUGUCGGAGUUCAUUUGGUUUAUUGGUUCCAUCAUAUAAAUGAGGAGCUGAAUUCUCAGGUGCAGGCGGAGGCGGACGAGGAGGAGGAGAAGAACAAAGAGGAAGGGCCGAAGCAUGAGAAAAUGUCUAGCAGACGUGUCCUGAUGUAUUGUGGACCAUCUAACAAAUCUGUGGAUGUGGUGGCUGAGAUGCUGCUUCCACUUAGAAGUAAACUCCGCCCACUGCGCGUGUACAGUGAACAAAUGGAACUGAUGGAGUUUCCAUAUCCUGGGAGCAGUCUCAGAAUGUCUGGAUACCCCAGGGAGGGCAAACCCAAUCCAGUGCUUAGACCCCUCACUCUGCACCACCUGAUUCGACAGCGCAGUAACACAUAUCACGGUAGUAUCCUAGCAAUGGACAUACGGAUCCAGAGAGGGGACGAGAUUUCACCAGAGGAGAUUGAAGCGUAUAAGGAAACUCUUUAUAAAGCCAGGUCAGAGGAGCUUGCUCGCCAUGAUGUCAUUCUUUGUACCUGUGUAGCGGCCUCCGGUGCGUCACUGACUCGCUUGCGUGUGGCACAGCUUGUGGUUGAUGAGUGUGCAAUGUGCACAGAACCCGAGGUUCUCGUUCCACUUGUAAACCACAAACACGUGGACUCGGUUGUUUUGCUUGGUGAUCAUCGCCAGCUGCGGCCAGUGAUUUUGAACGAUGUGUGCCGUCAACUUAAUAUGGACCGCUCCAUGUUCGAGAGAUACCAAAACAGGGCAUUGAUGCUGGACACGCAGUACCGAAUGCACAGAGCUAUCUGUGAGUUCCCAUCCCAGGAAUUUUAUGAUAACCUUCUGCGUACCAGUGACCAGAUACGCCUGCGCCCGAGCCUUUUCUGCCACACCGGGCAAAGGAUUUGUCCAAUGGUGUUCGGAGAGGUGGACGGGAAAGAGCAGAGCCUUAAUGUGACCACUGAGGCGGGAAACAUUAACUCCAAGGAAAACAAAGUGGAGGCUGAUCAAGCAGUACAUCUGGCAUAUCGUUUGACCCAGGCUUCAGUGAAGCAGGAAGAUAUUGCCAUCCUGACGCCAUAUAAUGCACAGGUGACACUGAUAAGCAAAAAGUUGAAGGAGCACCGUUUAAAUGAUGUGACAAUCUGCACCAUAAUGAAGAGUCAAGGCAGUGAAUGGAGAUACGUCAUAUUCUCUACAGUACGUUCGAUGCCCGUGAAUGAACUGGACGUUCGGCCAACAAUUGCUUGGAAACGUCAACAUCUUGGGUUCCUGGGAGACCCAAACCAAAUUAAUGUGGCACUUACACGGUCCAAAGAAGGGUUGUGUGUAUUAGGGAAUAGUAAUCUCCUGAGAUGCUGUCCCAUGUGGAGGAGACUCAUAGAGCACUACACUGCAAGGAGAGCUGUUGUCCAUUCCACUAACAUUGAUAUAGGAAAACCCCGUCAUCGUUAAAUUUGUUUACACAACUAGAUCAUUCCGAUGCCCCCCCUCACCAGGGGUGGGUAAUUGGAAGUCUCCCGUUUAUGAAUUGCAACACAUUCCGCUGUUCCCUUUAAGAAUGGACUCAGCACUGUAUAUCUCCCUCUCAGCAGGGGCUGAGCAUUUUAUUACUCAUUCCAAGAAGACCUCAACAUUCCACUCUCCAUUAAAAUGGACAGAACAUUCUA